CCGACGUGUUUUGCGUGCAUUUUUUACAAAAAAAAAGGGAAACGGACCUACGUCUGAGGAACAGUCAAAUCUCGCGUGCUUUAGAUUGAGUAGCGCGUUUCAAGUGACAGUGUCAGGAGCUCAGGACCUCAGGACGGACGCAUAUAGUGCAUUUGGGAUUAAAAUUAUUUGGUGUGUGUUCUCGUGAAUGACAUACGUUUUCGGAUUAUUCUCACAGAGGCAUCGCCAGCAGCUGUCCAUUGCCGAGCUUCGACCACGUUCUGCCGCUUGACGCUCGACGCUUGCUGCAGGCUUGUCCAACAACCAUGACAAGGUCGCUGGAGCACAGCAUACUUCCAAGUCUGCUCGCUGGGAUUCUGUUGCUUCUGAAAGGAAGUGGCGGUGAGACCCCGGUACCAGAUUCAGCGUCAUUGCCGUUGGAACACAGAGCCGUAUAUGGACCAUCAUUAUCCAGCCCAGGCCUGGGGUUACUCCAAGGAGGGGGUAUAGGAGGAGGAGGUGGAGGAGGAGGAGGUGACGAUCCCUGGCCCCUCGCCACUCCAGAUAUGCCGCAGAUCAAACACUUGCAGGUGCAGUGUGAAAAGACCCACAUGAGGGUGAACAUAGAAUUCGACCGACCGUUCUAUGGAAUGAUCUUUUCCAAAGGCUUCUACAGUGAUCCGCACUGCGUACAUCUGAAACCUGGCACUGGACACUUGAGCGCUACUUUUGAAAUAUUCCUGAACAGUUGUGGAAUGUCGUCUUCGGCCAAUCACAAUGCAGCCAGUUAUGGUGGACCUACGCCUAGUGGUAGUUACGUCGAGAAUACAAUAAUUAUCCAGUAUGAUCCAUACGUCCAAGAAGUAUGGGAUCAAGCAAGGAAGCUAAGGUGCACUUGGUACGACUUCUACGAGAAGGCAGUAACGUUUAGGCCUUUCCAAGUGGACAUGCUUCACGCUGUUACAGCAAACUUCUUGGGAGACAACCUGCAGUGCUGGAUGCAAAUACAAGUAGGCAAGGGACCAUGGGCUUCCGAGGUUUCUGGCAUAGUGAAGAUUGGUCAAACUAUGACGAUGGUAUUGGCAAUCAAAGAUGACGAGAACAAAUUCGACAUGCUAGUACGAAACUGUGUGGCCCAUGAUGGCAAACGGGCACCAAUCCAACUUGUUGACCAGUAUGGAUGCGUAGUUAGGCCGAAAAUUAUGAGCAAAUUCCAGAAGAUCAAGAACUUUGGACCAUCGGCUUCUGUGGUCUCAUUCGCUUACUUCCAGGCCUUCAAAUUCCCUGAUUCUAUGAAUGUGCACUUCCAGUGCGUCAUACAAGUCUGCAGAUACAACUGUCCAGAACCAAAAUGUGGCGGACACUCCUUGGGGCUAGCCAGUGAGUACGGAGCACCAGCCUUAGGGAAUGGAGGUGACUUCGGCAACCAUAUUGAGAGCGUUGCUAGUGAAUAUGGACCACCUGCAGCACCUUCUGGAGACUACGGCCUUCCACCAGCCUUCCCAGAUCCAAGACAUCCUUCGGGACCUACUGGUGCUUAUUCCGAGAAUCAGCCUGAUGUGGUUCCAGUUCCUCAAGCUCAGACGUCCUCUUCAUCUACUUCGAAUCCUCCGAAUCUAUCUUCGCCAGCUCCUCAAGUCUCAGCUCAAACUGGAAACGAGAUCAGGUUGCCUCCACCACCUCCUCCAGGACACCAAGGUAUCUAUAAUACCGUCAAGAGGAAAAGCAGUGAUGAAUUUGAGGUUCUUGGUGGAAGGCCAAGAUCAGUGGAGAACCUGCCAGCAGAACUUCAAGGAGUCCGCAGACGUCGUAGUCUUGCAGACCAUGAGCCAAUGACAAUAGUUGUGAGCCACGUGUACAAACGUGAGGCCCAGGAAAUGACAGAUGUCAACACAAGCAGGACCAUCCAAGUAGUGGCGCCUGGUGACGUCAACUUCGCUCUCAAUUCUGCACAGAACAAUGAAACUGUCGUCAUACAAUCAGCUUCAUCCCAGGACCCGGAAACCAUCUGUAUGUCAGUGCCUAGUUUCGUAGCUGGGUUAGUUAUGUUGCUGUUGGUAGUGAUCGUUGCUAGUUUAGUGGCCGCAUUUUUGUUUGUGAGAGUACGAGCGAUACACAGAAAAGGUAUCGGACAACCUUUCGUAGGAUCCAGGGGGUACGAUAAUGCCGAGUUCGUCAAAGUAGCUAACUGACAGUGAUUCUGUAAUCAUAGGAUGCUUUGAAGGAUUUCCGUAGACAUGCAACGAAUAAGUAGAGCAGACCCUCUAUGUCAACUAUCUUCACUCAGUCAAAAUGUCUAACGAGAAAAGUCUAUCUACUCGUUACGCCACACCCCAUAUGACAUUCCCUGGAUAUUUCACAAAAUCUGAGUAGUCUUUUGACAUCAUAUGUAUAAUUUUCCAAUCCAUUGGAACUACAAGGAUUCAAAAAUAAGAUUAAGUCACUCGUCUCGUCACUAGUUCAGCUAGAUAAGUUUGGCGAUAGUUCAUUGGCUUGAUUAAUAAGCUUCGCAACCGAUAUGUAUUCGAAGUUUUGGCUAUGAUCGGAGCUUACAUAACGAUGCGCUGUUGCCAGAUCUGCCAGCUGCGUUACUCCAGGGAUGACGUCACAGCAUUGGAGUAUCUAUGACAUAACCUAAUCUUUAUAUACUCCUAAUUCGUUGCUAUACGUGAAAUCAUCAAGGUAUUAUAUCUCUAAUAAAGGACUGAUUGACAACGCCCUUUUGUCCCCAAAGAUGUUAACAGUGAUUGUUUAUGUAUCACGAAAGUGAUAAAAGUAGUCGCGUAGCGACAAAUUGUCUACCAGUUUACUGGUCUAAAUCACAGAUGUGAAUUUAUUAAGGAGAGGUCAAAAGUCAGAGACCAUUUAUGUAAGAAGCUAUCUUUCUAUCGAGGUAUUGAGCAAAAAACGUAGCCUAUAAUAUCUGUCUGGUCAAACUGUAACCAUAAAGAAUCUUGAAAUCGUCAGAUUUUGAAACUCUGGAGGCAGACUGUCUAGAUUUUUUUUUAAUAGCAAUUGUUAUCCUUAUGCGGUUCCCUGAUUUUAUUUGUUCUUAGGUUCAAUUCCUUGAAAAAAUUAGAAAAAGUAGCCGACCUAUCUGUAUUUAAGGAACUCAAAAAUGGCUUCUACACUGUGUCCUGGUUUGUAAUCGAGAAGCCUUGUAGGGUAAUGGAAUCCGCGAAAAUCGAAAAACUAAUAGUUUGUACAGGUUCAAUCACAAAUCAAAGGCACUACGCUACAAACCGAACAUUUUGUAUAUAGCUAAAUCAAUAUCAAUUGCUAAAAGGUUGAGAUUGUACCAACAUUUCAAUGGUAAGUCAUGUAAUCAGUAGUUACUUUCAAUAUUGCAGCUAAAAAUCAACUAUUUUUAGAUUUAAAUACAAGCCAAUAUGCUUCUAGCAUUUUUAAUAUGGCUGUGUAAAUUAUUAAGAUUUUGUGCAUAAAUAACAAAACUAAAGAAUACAAUUUCAUUGUAGUUUGCUAUUGUUGUAUAUUAAAUCUACUGCACACAUAUUCUACACUUUUGACGCACAUAUUAUGACAUAUAGAUCUUCGUACAAUAACUUCUUUUUCAGAUGACAGGCCAGAGCACUGAUUUUUUCAUCUUUCAUAUUUCUGUCUUAAUUUUAUAGGAUGCAAUUUGCGGCAGUAUUUUGGUUUUUAUAGGUUUAGAAACGAAACAGUCUGGGAGCCUUACUUAUAAUUCGAUAAUAACUGUUUACUAACUACAAUUGAUUCCAAGAUGUAAUACAGGGUGUUACAGAAUAGUGACAGGAAAACUGAAGAAUAGACUCAGCACAUUCAAAUAUAAAGAAAAUUCAUAUGAAUGGUUUGUUCCUAUAAUGUUAUCCGUUUUUAAUACUCCAUCUUAGAUUUGGCGGAAGGUGAUUGAGAUAUUGAGAUGAAUUGUGAACUCAAGCUGGCUCUAUUUUAAUGUGCAUAGCAAAAACUACAAGAGACACUUUUCAAACAGAAUAAUAUGUAUUUGGCCUAGUAUCUUAGAAACGGGGAAUUACCGGAAAAAUAUAUGCUCUUACUGAUGAUAUUCGGUAACACCCUGUAUGUCAUAGGCAAAGCUAACACUUACUGGAACCUAGGAGUUACUACUCGUAAAUUGUUAAGUAACUGGCGUUUCUAGUAGGAAUUCAGAAUUUUUUUGCCAAACUGAGAAGCCCCAUAUUUAAAUAUACAAUUAUCGUACGAACAUAUCUAUUUCUACAAGACCUAUCAGCGGAGAAAAGUAACGUUAAAAUCUCGUAACCAAUUAUUUCUCCAUAAAACUUAAUUUAAUUCAGAAUACUUUCACAGUUAAACCAAUUAAGAUGCAGGAUUGUUCAUUCACAGCUCAUCAACCGCACAUAUUUGUAUGCAUUUCGUUUUUCUACUAGGCCCCAAUUAACGUUCUUUCCAUGUUUCAUCACAACCUGUCAUGUUUAUUCAACAACAAAUCUAUCUCUUUCGGAACAUCUGUCUCACAGAAAACAAACGUUAUGACUUAUGACCCAAAUUCAGUUAUUUAUUUUGUUGAUAAGUAUAACACACACAUAGCUAUAUUGCAUGCAAGUGUCUUCGUAUCAAAGGAUAAUUUGAAUAAGCAGAAAAUCCAUCCACAAAAUAAAUUCCACGACUUCUCAAACAUAAUAAACGCAACAUAAUAUUUUCCCCUUAAAAAACAAAUCUAUUUGAAAAAUAUAUUUUUAUACACCAAUCGAAAGAAUGCGCGUGUGGCACGCAAGUUAACAUUUUCCAACGACCGAUCGUAAAUAACAGUUUUGCUGCUCUACAGCGACAAUGUUGCAAAAGCGCUCGGAUCGACGACGAUGCGCUUUGACAUUUCCAGAAUGUCAGAUGUCAACUUUCUUGUUACUGUUUUCAAUAAAUCUACUUAUUUCAUGAACAAUCAAGACAGUAGGGUAAAAUUGUGGUUGUGUAAUGCUUCAUUUUGAUGCUUCCUGUGGGUACUUAAUACCCGUAGAAUAUAAAAUCACUAUCAUCCAAAAUGACGGACUGGCAAACUGUCAAUGUUGAGCGUUUUUAUAUAUCAAAUCGGUUGUAGCUCAACAAGGAAUUGUUAAAAAUUCUCUUGGAAAGGUCUAUAUACGAAUAUGUAAUAAAAUUAUGUGAGAUAUCCCGUUAAAAAGAACUGUCAAAAUCUAUCAAUUUUUUUGAAAGGGAUAUUGGAUAUUUUUUCACACUCAAAUAUACAUUUCCAAAAAAAAGAUUGUACUGUAACACUUUCAAUCCACAAAAACCCUUAAAUUUGACUGCCCACCAGUCCACCAUUAGCAAAUAUAGUUUAUAUUCUGGGGCUAUAAAGUAUUGAUCAGGAGCUUUAAAAUGGGGUAUCACAUGACCACCAUCCGCUUAAGAAUAUAUUCCAAGAUAGCACCAGCCACCAUGACACUUUCAUCUGUCACAUUUAUUUACGUUAAAAUAUCGUGUCUCAUCCCGACUUCCAGCAUGCUAUCUUGAUCCCUUUAAAAAUAAAUAGAAGAUCUUUUUGCAAAGCAUUGUUGAAUGAGUAUGUAGCUUACAAAUAUUUUGCAAUCUGCUUGUUCAAGUCAACCUAUGGUAUUGUCAAGGUAAGUCUCCACAUUUACAAAAAGAUCAUUUGUGUAUUAGAUUUUUAGCUGGAUAUGGCGUACUUUUCCCUAAACACUGUAAAUGUGGGAUGUUCCCUUGAAUGCUGAAUGUAUUUUAAGAAUUAACUAACUAGAACUGAGCUCCAUCAUGGAGUCAUUUUGCUCACUGCUCAAUAUGAAGAGAAUUGAGGGCAGUACCUAGUCUUAUAGUAAGUAUUUAUCAAUGUUAAUGCGAAUUUAUUUAAUCAAACCUAAAACAAGGUCCAACUUCCUUAUCCGUAUUUCACUCUGCAAAUACACGGAAAAUGUUGCUCUUUUGGAAAAAUCGACUUAUCUAUGUUAUUGAGUUAAUUUUUUUAAAGCAGGAUUACACUUAUGUGGACCCCCAAAGUUAGAAGGGUUCCUUCACUUCAAAUAAUUAUCUCCUGAAUUUUGGACAGCAUCGAUAAAUAUCUGCGAAGAAACUCCUGACUCUUAAAUACGCCGCUAAAAGCAAAAAAAAAUAGUCUAAAAAGUAUCUUCACAUCUGUUCGGAAAAAUAUUUUGAUUAGUUUUUUUUGGACUUGUCUUUUGAACUCUUCUCUAAAGUUGAUAGUUUUAAAAAUAUAGUAAAAAAUAAUCGAAAAGUGAUAUUGAGCAGAUGCAAAGAUACUCCCUGGACUAUCUGCAUUCUUUCAGUUUAUCACUGUACAGCAAUUACGUUUGUCAGGAUAUGUUACAGAUACGGAAGUUAAACCAACAAUACUCAAACAAAAAAUAGAAUCUCGCGUAAUUUUGGUCAGUUAUCAUUUCAUGAAUGGACACUAACCUAUAUUUAUUUAUUUAUUUUUCUUAAUUUAAGUUUUCGCCUUUUCUCGAUUAUUCGCAGUAUUACCUUUAUUUAUUUGUAUCUUUUAAGCAUAUUGCGUAUUGUCUAACAAGCUGAUUGAAAUUGCCUUACAUUUGUCUUUGAGAGCCUAACU
Messenger RNA from Acanthoscelides obtectus, 6523 nucleotides. Lineage: Eukaryota; Metazoa; Arthropoda; Insecta; Coleoptera; Chrysomelidae. The record is from the annotation of a GenBank genome assembly.